AUGUCAGCCAACGAGACGACCCCUCUUUUGGGCAAUGGCGAGCAGAAGAAGUCCGUAUCGGCCAAGGCCAAAAGCUUCUUCGGUCCCGCCAACCGGAUUUUGUUUGCUGGAUUUCUGAUGGCAUUCACUUUAGGUAUUACACAAGUCCCUAUUAUCUAUGUAUUUCGUGUCAUGGAAUGUGAAGUCUUUUAUAGUCAUAACCCACCUUUUGAAGGUAUCGGCGAUCGGUGCCACCGACGUGAAAUCGAUGCAGGAACUGCGACGCAAGUCUCAAUCCUGGGGAUGUCAACCUCAUUUAGUGGAGUUUUUAAUUUAUUUUUAUGCGGAUGGUUCAUCAAGCUUUGGGGGUCCAGGUGGGCGUUUGUCAGUCAAACAUCACUCCUGGGCAUCCGGGUGGCUACACAAGUGAUUGGCGUCACAGUCGGGGGUAGAAGCGGCAUCAUUAUUUUUCAAGCAUUUCAGAGUAUAGGAAUCAUUGGCGGGCCACGUGGGUUUCAACUUGUACUCAAUACAGCAGUCAGCGACAUCGUUCCUGCGAAAGAACGCACUGCAGUUUUUGGUAGACUUCAGGGGUCAAUUAUGCUAGGUACUGCUUUUGGAUUUCUGUUGGGUGGUGUGAUUGGUGAUGUCUGGGGUAUACGGCGCCCAUUCGAGACUGCAUUUUUCAUGUAUAUCGUAUCAAGUGUCUAUGGAGCACUGUUCAUACCAACGGCACCAGCUGAAUCCCAAGCUGAGAAGAAACGUCCUAGCGGUGUUGCUUCUUUCUUUGCCCCGUUAAAAGUGAUAGUCCCCCGCAGAUAUGCCCUCGAGGACGGCAGAAUAUACAUCAGCUAUGGUUUGAUAUUCCUAGCGAUUGGUAUCUUCCUCGGAGUGUUUGCCUCGACAUAUGCACCUACGCUUUUGCAGAUGUACGCAACCUCUGAAUUUAACUUUGGCACCACUGAAAACGGAUGGUUGAUGUUUGGAAACUCCCUCAUUCGUGGUCUGUUUUUGCUUUUUAUGUUCCCAAGGAUAAUAUCCACUGGAAGAGAUUGGAUCAAUGGCAAAGAGAAGCACCAUGAAUCAACAAGUACGAACGAGCACGAAGAUAGGAUACCAACUAGACCGGAAGACUUUCCUGCCGCGACUGGAGAGGAUGUCCCUCAGGAACCGGUCAUGGUACCCGAGGUGGACGAAGAGGAAGAAGACACCGGCACGAGCUUUGAUCUCUUGUUCGUGCGCUGGAGUCUUGUCGUGGACUCCAUUGUCACGGCUACUGCGGCUUUCUCCAGUCAGCCUUGGCAAAUUUAUAUGACCGGCUUCCUCCUCCCGUUCGCUUCCGGCUCUGCCCCCGCCGCGAAGGGUGUUAUGACCGAGAUGUGCCCUCGAAGCCAGCGGCAAGAUGCAAUUGCUGGAAUCACCCUAGUAGAAAGUGCAGCCAUGUUGUUGACGCAGGGUCUUUUUGGCAUAGUCUUUGCCGCCUUCUCCGAGGCAGGCCAGCCAAGGUUGACUUUCUUCUGUAAUGCUGGUUUUGCUAUUAUAGCUACUACUGUGUUGUUCCUGUCACGAUUUCCACCACCUGGUAGCAAGCGCAUCGAUGACGAGCCUGAAAAUGAGUGA
Molecule: messenger RNA, 1599 nt
Organism: Truncatella angustata
Lineage: Eukaryota; Fungi; Ascomycota; Sordariomycetes; Amphisphaeriales; Sporocadaceae
Product: major facilitator superfamily domain-containing protein
Exons: 9
Coding region: 1-1599 (532 amino acids)
Biological process (GO): transmembrane transport
Cellular component (GO): membrane
Molecular function (GO): transmembrane transporter activity
Source: RefSeq, a predicted model, not a curated record